UGACAGAUGUGAAGAACGGUGCAGACAUUUGAUGCCUAAUUUGGUUUGCUGGGCGUGGAGCUGCUGAUCUGAGCUGCUCGUCAGGUCACGGAGCUGAGGAGUUGCGAUCUGAGGUUCUCUACAGCUGGAUGUCCCGGACCAGGCAGAGACUAUCCGCAGCCAAGUAUCACAAAGAUUUCUCCGUCUUCUUUGAGUGGCUGACCAUAAAAAUCUAAAGGAAGUGACUCCCAACAGGAAGACUAUUCCUACUAUCUCUACUACUAUCUCACAGCAACCAUUCCAGCUUCUUACGUCACUUACCACAUCAUGGCUGUAGUCCUCCAUUCCAGCCCCCUCCUAUGGACACGGUUGGCAGCCCUGAUCUUCUCCUGCGUGGCCUUCUCCGUGGCCGUGCAUGGAGGCAGACUCUUCCACGGCACCGGAGAUUGGUGCAUCUUCUGCUGGGCCUUCAGUUUUGCCGGGACUCUGCUUGUUUUCCUGGUGGAGCUGUUCGGCCUUCAGACCAGGGCCCCUGUUUCCUGGAAGAACUUCCCCAUCACCUUUGCCUGCUACGCCGCUCUGCUCUGCCUGUCCGCCUCCAUCAUCUUCCCCCUCUACUUCCUCAAAGGCUCUUCAGGCCCAAGUGAAAUCCGCGACUACCGCAUCGUGUCAACCGUGUUCUCCUGUCUAGCCACCAUCGCCUACAUUACCGAGGUGAGCAUCAGCAAGGCGCGUCCGGGCGAGGUGGCUGGCUACAUGGCCACAGCCCCGGGCCUGCUGAAAGUCUGCGAGACCUUUGUGGCCUGCAUCAUCUUCGUCUUCAUCAGCGAGCCUGUGCUUUACGACCGACACGACGCGCUCAAGUACUGCAUGUCCGUCUACUGCAUCUGCUUCAUCCUGUCAGCGGCCAUCAUCCUGCUCUGCAUCGGCGAGUGCACCGGCUGCCUCCCCUUCUCGUUUGCUCGCUUCCUGUCUGGCUACGCCCUGCUGGCCGUUGUCCUCUAUCUAUCAGCAACCAUUAUCUGGCCCAUUUUCAACUUUGAUCCCAAGAAUGGCGGAAACAAAGAUAGGCCCUACAAUUGCAACACCGCGCAGGGGCUGUGCAGUUGGGAUAAAUGCAUGGUGGUGUCUGUGCUCACUGCUGUCAACUUCAUCCUUUACCUAGCCGACCUGAUCUACUCCACCCGCCUGGUGUUUGUCAGCGCCUGAGGGAAGAGAUAGGGUGUUAGGUCAGCAGUAUGCUCCAAACAAAAUUGAAUUUGUCAGGUUCUCAAAAGCUGUCAAACUGCUGUCAAACACGGUGCUCCA
This is a messenger RNA of Etheostoma cragini (Arkansas darter), 1287 nucleotides long. RefSeq names its product myeloid-associated differentiation marker homolog. The record is from RefSeq and is a predicted model, not a curated record. The coding region runs from base 307 to 1188 and encodes 293 amino acids. Gene Ontology annotation, cellular component: membrane. The transcript has 2 exons. NCBI's taxonomy places the organism in Eukaryota, Metazoa, Chordata, Actinopteri, Perciformes, Percidae.